This is a messenger RNA of Besnoitia besnoiti, 2652 nucleotides long. RefSeq names its product MraW methylase family protein. Bases 1 to 2652 code for a protein of 883 amino acids. Gene Ontology annotation, biological process: rRNA base methylation. Gene Ontology annotation, molecular function: rRNA (cytosine-N4-)-methyltransferase activity. The transcript is spliced from 6 exons. Lineage: Eukaryota; Apicomplexa; Conoidasida; Eucoccidiorida; Sarcocystidae. The record is from RefSeq and is a predicted model, not a curated record.
AUGCACUGUCACAAUCGUUUUCACUCACUCGCUCAGAGCAAAGAAAACAUUUGCUCUGCAUCUUCGUACCGCGCGCAACAUCCUCUUAGUCCCCCGCUUUGUUUUUUUUUAGAACCGACCGCUCCUGCGAGAGCUGCUGGAGGAGAGAAGCAGCGUUUCUACUACGCCGCGCACGCGAAUGGCAGACCCUGGCUCGCGUGGCUUUCUUCCUCCACAUGGGUUCGCAUGGGCGCCUGUCCGCCCUCGUACAUGGGCGAGUUUUUUUGCAAGAAGAGGGCCGGGUGCUUUCGCCCGCGACGACCUGGGGCCUUGUGCCGUCGCCAGGUCUCCGGGGUCACUCCUUGUCGCCUUCUUCAGGCAGCCCUCGAAACAGAGAGCGUCUUUUCUGCCGCGCCGUCACGAAGCAGACUAUUCGCCAGGGCAGGGAGACGGGAGUCUUUGGAGUGCGGAAGCUUUCGAGGCUCGGAGGCUUUGGAAACAGCCGUCGAGGCGCCCACUGUCGACACAGAAGCCCUGACCGGUUCAACGCCACGCCUCCUUGGGGUCGCCGGCGGCUCACGCGAGGGGAAGGUGGUUGGCCUCCGGCAUUCAGCCAGCGAUGAGGAAGAUGCGCAGGCGGAAUCGUGCGGCGGCGAUGAGCCAGAGCGCGGAAGGGUCAGUGGCGCACUUGGCGCCGCCGCGUCGAGCUCUGCUGCUUCUCCAGGGGCGGCCCCCUGCAGGGCUGGGAUCGGCGGGGGCGAAAGGCGCGCUGCAGAGGUUGCGGCUCCCCUGGAGUCGGAUGCGCCGCGGCCGCCGGCGGCGUACCACACACACGUCCCCGUGAUGCUCGAGGAAGUUCUGCAGUACCUCGUCACCGCGAAAAACGGGGUCUACGUAGACUGCACUGCAGGAGGCGGCGGUCACACUGCCGCCGUCUGGGAGAGAGUGGCGCCCGAGGGCGGUAAGGUGCUGGCGAUCGAUAUGGACGCAGAAGCGGUGAGCGCCACGCGAGAGCGCAUGCAGCGGCUGUACCAGGCUGCGGGAGACGGGCGCCAGUCGCGUCGGGCGAAUCUCGGCGAGCGCGAAGCUCUCGAGAAGGAGGCUGAACCACAGGAGGGGCGGGGCGGUGCCUCCGUCUGCGUUUCCACGGGGGAGACCUGGACCCGCGAAGCAAAAGUCCUGGAAAAAACAGACGUGGCGACGGUGGGGUCACAGCAUGCAUCAGAUGCCCCUGGCACUCGUCCCGCUUCUGCACAGCCUCUUGCCGCAGUUGUCUUGCAGAGUUCGUUCGCGAAUCUUCCGGAGGCCCUUGGAAGGGCGAGGGGCAUCUGGGACGCGGGCGGAAUCGAGAAAUCGUUUUUGAGACGGGUGUCGAAUCCGCAAGGCGAACGCAUCAAGAAAAACUCCGCCGGCAGUUCACAGCCGGCAGAGGGAGACAAGACAGCAGACUGCGGCGCCCGCGCAGGCCAGUCCGUGGAGACCGGGGCGGACAGGAGCUGUUGCACGCUCGACGGGAGACAGGAGUCCAAAGGGGAUUCCCCGCCCGGAAUCGCAGAGCCAAAGCGCGGGGCUCGUGAAGCCGGAGCCGCGCUUGCGGCUGACGUGUACGAAGGCCUCCGAGGCACUGUGGACGGGAUUCUCGCCGACCUAGGUGUCUCGACGCAUCAGCUCAGCGCGGCACAUAGAGGUUUUUCGCAUACUCUGGCAGGGCCGCUCGAUAUGCGUUUUGGCCAGACGCCUUCGGAUUCGUUCACCGAAUCCGCAGAUGCAUCCGCCUCUGGUUUUCCGCGCUCCGCGAUCGAUGCUGGCACCGCGCCGCAUGCCCUCUGCAAGGGCGAAACCGCUGGAAAGGGAGACGCCACGAUUAACGCUCGUCGCCUUGCCGCAUCAGGCGGUGAAAGCAACUCUCCAACUCACUUCAACGUCUUGGACUCCUCUACGACGGCGGGAAAAACAGGGCUCGAUGCUGCCCAGGUGGUGAAUGGACUGCCGCAGGCUGCCCUCGCCUCGAUCCUCAGGGUUUACGGCGAGGAGUCACUGGCUGGACCCAUCGCGUCUUGCAUUGUGCGGCACCGGGAGGCUCAUGGCACGCUGAGGACGACGGAGGAUCUACGAAAGAUCGUGGAAGGCUGCUGUCGGUAUCGAAACCCGAAGUUCGUCGUCAAGACAUGCUCGAGAGUGUUCCAGGCUCUCAGGAUAUACGUCAACCGGGAGAUGGAAGCUCUGGAAAAACUGCUGACGCAUGCGGAGCAUCUCCUCAAGCCCGGCGGUCGCUUGGUCAUCCUUUCCUACCACUCUCUAGAGGACCGGAUUAUCAAGAACCGGCUGAAGCAAGGCCGCCAGGAAGCGGGUUGCUCUGCCGCGGACUUCGGCCGAGAGGCGCCUCUUUCCGCGCUCCCACUGGAAAGGCCAAACAUGGCAAGGAUUGCCGGGCGCGAACGAAAUGCACACGUGCAUCAGGAUCUGCCGCCGCUGCUGGAGACUUUUCUAUCAAGUGUUCACUGCUCGCAAGAAGUAGCGAAGCUCGGAAACGCACUCAAUCUCCACGACACCCGCCGGGCCCUCUUCGGCUCACCUGACCGAAAAAACAAGAGCGAAGGCAAGUUGUGGCGUUUGGUGUUGAAGAAACCAGUGCGUGCAAAGGACGACGAGGUGCUUCGCAAUCGGCGGUGA